AUGGGAUCAGGGCGCCCCAGGAAAGGAACCCAGGGGUCGUCAGGCUGCAUUCCUGCGGCCCCCAGCCCAAGUCUGUCUGUGGUUGCAAGCCCGCAGCCACAGCGCAGUCCUCAGUGCGGCACCUGUCGGGCUGAGCCAGCGGGCGCGGAGUCUGGUGAGGAGGGGCGGGGCGGGGCCAGUGUCCCGGGCCUCGUGUGGGCCGCGGAGCCGCCAGGAGCCGGCGUGGAGGAGGAGACGCGAGGAGCCGGGGCCGCCGGGGCUGCAGAUCUGGGGCCGCUGCGCCAGGGAGCUAGGGUCGCUCAGCCAUCGGCCGGGUGCGACCCUCUGCGCACCCCAGAUCCCGGUACCCCAACCCCCGACCUCGGGACCCCGACCCCGAGGACUCCGGAUCCCAGGACCACGAUCCCACGCACCCCGGGGUCCCUAUCCUGUGCAUCUGGGAACCUCCACCCCGCACACCCCAAACCCGAGCACCCCGGACCCCUGGAUCCCAACCCUGGGUCCCCGACCACGCGCACCCCGGACAUCAGGACUCUGAUCCCAGGAACCCCACCCGCGCUCCCUGGACCUCCGACCCAGGGACCCCGACAGCUUGCACCCCGACCCAAGACCCCAACCCGGGACUUGCCGAGCCGCCCGCCGCUGUCCCCUCCCCCGGUGGGUGGGUGGGGUGUGGGGCGGGGAGAGGGGCCCGCACUGCCGCUCGCGGGCAGCUUUGUCUCUGCUGCCAAACUGCUCGCCCGCCACCAGGUUCGGCCCGACCCGGCCCGGUCCAGGUCUCCGCGCCAACAGGUGCGCGCCCCGCAGCCCCGCGCCCGGGCCCCGGCCCCGGCGCCACGCUUGGCGCGGCUCGGGAUUUGUUUAAACCUUGGGAAACUGGUUCAGGUCCAGGUUUUGCUUUGA
Messenger RNA from Cavia porcellus (domestic guinea pig), 903 nucleotides. Its product is annotated as basic proline-rich protein-like. Lineage: Eukaryota; Metazoa; Chordata; Mammalia; Rodentia; Caviidae. The record is from RefSeq and is a predicted model, not a curated record. The transcript is spliced from 2 exons. Bases 1 to 903 code for a protein of 300 amino acids.